Myzus persicae (green peach aphid) is the source of this 1059-nucleotide messenger RNA. RefSeq names its product phytanoyl-CoA dioxygenase domain-containing protein 1 (gene Phyhd1). The coding region runs from base 151 to 1020 and encodes 289 amino acids. The transcript is spliced from 6 exons. NCBI's taxonomy places the organism in Eukaryota, Metazoa, Arthropoda, Insecta, Hemiptera, Aphididae. The record is from RefSeq and is a predicted model, not a curated record.
UAUUCACUUAGGUAUCACUUUUGAAACAGAGUAUAGUCUGUUAUUGAUGCGUGUAUAGUGCAGAGAUAUUCAAACUUUUCCAUUCCACGGCUCCUUUGUGCUCUCUUCACAACAUUUUGGUGGCUCUCAAAUUAUUAAACGUUGAAAUCGAUGCCUCAAGAGAAUAAAAUGAUUUAUGAAGAUUUAAAAUCAAAAUUUGAUCAAAAUGGAUACGUUGUAAUAAAAAAUUUUCUGAGCGAAAAGGAGACAACGGAGCUCAAGGAUGCAGGAGAAAAACUUACCAAGAAUGUGCCGGCUGACGUUAAGACCGUGUUUGUUACUAGUCAAACCAAACAAGUGUCCGACGAUUACUUCAUAGAGAGUGCCGACAAAAUAUCAUUUUUUUAUGAAAAAGCUGCGCUGGACGAUGUCGGAAACUUGUUGGUCGACACCUCGCUGGCGCUGAACAAAGUCGGCCAUGCCUUGCACAGGUUGCACCCGACAUUCGAGACAUGCACGUACAGCGACAAGGUGACUAACAUCUGCCGAUCUCUGGGCCUAGUGAAGCCGGUAGUGCCGCAGAGCAUGUACAUCUACAAAAACCCUGGUGUUGGUGGCGAAGUCAUCUCGCAUCAAGACUCCACAUUCCUCUUCACGGAACCAGAUUCAUUGGUCGGUUUUUGGAUAGCCUUGGACGAUGCCACGCUAGAGAACGGUUGUUUGUGGGUGAUACCGGGUUCACACAAGACCGACAUACACAAACGUCUUAUUCGUAACCCGGACAAAAGCAGUGAAACAAGCCAAACAAUUUUCCAGGGAACGCAUCCAGAAUAUGAACAGUCUUUGUAUGUACCGCUAGCCGUUGAGAAAUCCAGCCUCGUUUUAAUACACGGAAAAGUGGUACACAAAAGUGAACAGAACAAGUCACAGUAUUCGCGACAUGCAUACACGUUUCAUGUAUUUGAUGAAGGAAUUAGCCAAUAUUCUGAACAGAAUUGGUUACAGACAAAAGUUGGAUUCAAACCACUUUAUAUUAUAUAAACAUUAUGAAAAGAAAUACAAUAAUUUUACACGACAUAA